This is a messenger RNA of Pomacea canaliculata, 8765 nucleotides long. RefSeq names its product centromere protein F-like. Gene Ontology annotation, molecular function: small GTPase binding. Gene Ontology annotation, cellular component: Golgi apparatus. Gene Ontology annotation, biological process: viral process; endoplasmic reticulum to Golgi vesicle-mediated transport; Golgi organization. The transcript is spliced from 24 exons. Bases 142 to 7227 code for a protein of 2361 amino acids. The record is from RefSeq and is a predicted model, not a curated record. NCBI's taxonomy places the organism in Eukaryota, Metazoa, Mollusca, Gastropoda, Architaenioglossa, Ampullariidae.
GGCUGGCGUCGUGUUGGCAUUCUAAGUUCAUAGUAUGGACUUAUCCACUCCACAGUUAUCCCAAACGUAGUUAUAAGGCAGAUAUUCUAUGCAUCUUCACGAAGAAAAAAAUAACGAAAAUUAUCGAAAACAAAUUAUGCAAUGGCGUGGUUAGGCAGAAGCCUUGGCGACAGUGUUUCUUCGUUGACGGGACACUUGUCUAGUCUCACUAAAGACAUUCUAACAGAAGGAACUGAGGAAGUUAGCGAUUAUGCUACAGAACUGAAUCUUGCCAAAGAGAAAAUUCAGCAGCUAGAUAGUGCUUACAGUGGCCAGAAAUCUGAGAACGAGCGUUUAAAGCAUGCUAUUCAUGAGCUGGAGGAAAAGGCAGAAUCAUCUGAGCUACAAAUCAAUGCAAUUUCCAGAGAAUAUCGCAGUCUGCUAGAAGAGAAAGAGAGGGAAAUCAACAAGCUAAAGCAACAGCAUCAUGAGCUUCUUGAGCAUCAGGCCAAAGUAGCAUUGCAUUCAUCACAAGAGGCUGAGGUCACAUCAGCACUCAGCUCACAAGAAACAAGGCAGUCACAAGACUAUCAAGAUGACGGCUUUGAUGGCUGGGCAACUGAAGAGUGGGGUGACUUUGAUGACAGCCUACGGCUUCAAAGGGAGAUAAACCAUCUGCGGCAGGAGGUGGUGCGCCUGCAUGCAGACAGCCAGCACUGGCGCUCCGUUGCUGGGCAACUGAGUCAAGCUGGAGGAGUUGGAUUGGACCAGCAAGCUCAGCAUGAGAUUCUUAACCUUCAGGCUAAAGUCAAGGAACUGGAAAAAAAUGCAGCAACUGCUAGAGAGGAGGCACAACAUGAAAUUGCCUCCCUUCAAGAUGUACACAGAUCAAAACUGGCCGCCUUGAAAAAGACUCAUAAAGAAGAAAUAAAUCAGCUGAAAUCGAAGGUGUCAGACUUGGAGCAACAGCUUGCUGAUGCUACAAUAAGAGAUGUUGACAGCAUGCGUGCUGCUGGCAGUUCUCUCUUGCCAGAAUCAGACAGGGAGGAGUGUGAUGUGUCUAUAGAGUCUGUCACAAUGCAGCUGGCAACACUUCAGGCUCAGCUGACCUCCAUCAUACAGGAAAAAAACAAGCUUUUUGCUGCCAACAAGCACCUUGAGGGGCUGGUGGAGGAAUUGCAGGAGGAGGUGGGCCAGCUUCAGACUGUAAGGGAUGAGCAGGCAGCAAGAAUAACAGAACUGCAAGUAAGCAUCGGUCAUCAGGCACAGCUGCAUGUACAAGAGGUGAAGGUGUUACAGCACCACAUUGAAGAGUAUAAAGAGGAGCAGAAUCGCCUGGUCCAGGGUGAGCAGCAGGUGGGACUCGACCUCUUUCUUGCCAAGCAGUGCCUUCUGGAUCAGUUGGACGCCAACCAUGCUGACAUCCAAGAUCUGUUGAGCAAUGUAUCCAGCAUUCGGCAACAGUUGUCUUCACAAGCAGCAGAGCGCCAGGAGUGCCUGUUGAUUGAGAAACAGGCAAUGGCCAACCGCCUCUACUCUGCUGGCUUGCAGGAGUCGAGGCUUAAGUUGGGCAUUGCAGAAGCUAGCAUGCAUAUGCAGGAAACAUCUAAAGAAGCAGCAGAUUUGAUUGAGAAACUGGGAGACUCAGAGCAACAAGAGAAGACUGCUGCUUUUGUAGAUGCUGUGGAGAAAGAAAAUCUGUUACUGAGGGAGGAAAAAGUAAAACUUCAAGAGCAGAUCGCAUUGUUGGAAAGACAGGUGUCUAAGCAAUUUGAAGACUGGAAGCAAAAUCAAGACACUAUUUCAUCCUUGAGGCAACAGCUUAGAGUGAACAAAGACAGGGAAGGGUAUGAGUCUGAAAACACACUGGAUCAAAGCUUCACAUCUGGAAGUAAUCACCUCAACCCAAGUGAAAGAGACAAAGGUGAUGAAACAUCAGACUGGCAAAUUGAAAAAGAAGCUCUAGAGGAUGUUUUGGUACAUCUAAGGCAAGAGUUACGCCAGAAGGAAGAGCAUAUAAUGCACCUCUCAGAAGGAAAAAUGGAGAGUCAAGAUGACAAUGAGAGUAAAAGCCUGAGAGAAGAACUCGCUCUUUUAAAGCAGGAGCAGGAUGCCAUGCAGACAGAACUCUCCAUAGUUAGAGACAGUGAGGAAAUGCUGCAGCUUGAGUUGUCUUCUUUGAGGGAGCGAGAAGAAGUGCUACAUGCAGAGAGGCUGGAACUUGAGACAAGUCUCGGCGAGCUGGACGAUCAGUACCAGGAGACCACAAACCACCUCAUUGCUGUCCGAGACAGCCUGCAGGUUCAGCUUGCUGCUGCACAGCUGCAGGUGAAAGAGCUUCAAGAAGAGCUAGAGCGCCUGCAGCACCAGGAAGGCCCAGUGACUUUCACCUCUGCUGUCCCAACAUCUGUUAGAAAAACUCUGGAGGUUCACCACAAAGACAAUGGUGAGCAGAUGAUCUCACCAACAUCAGGCACCAACUCGCCAACAGAUUCCUCCUCCUCUUCUUUUGAGAUGGUGGAAGAUCUUAAGCAGGAGUUAAAGAAAACACAGGAUGAAUUGGCAGCUUCUGCACAGCAGCUGGAGCUCAGAGAGGUUGAGGUCACAGAGCUGAAGGUCAAACUGCAGAAGGGGACCAUGGCACUGAAUGAGCUGCACAUGGACAAGAGGGAGCUGGAGGAGGCCUUGAGGCAGAGGAAGGAGGAGGUGGAGGAGAAGGUGGCCAAGAUAAAGACUUUCAGGGAAGAGAAGCUUCAGCUGUCAAAAGAAAACAAAGAUCUCUCAGAAAGACUUCAGGAGUUGGAGGAUGAGCUGGAGUCCUGGCAGCAGAACAACGAAGAUGUACAGGUUGGGAAAAAAGAUAGAGAAAGCUUAAGAGUCGAGCUUGUGUCUGCACAGACUGAGCUCUCAACCCUGCAGCAACGACUGGACUCCAUGUUUACAGAGGCAGAGGAGCUGAGGGCCCAGUGUAAAAAAUUACAGAUGGAGAAGGACAGAAUUUCUGAGGAUAUGGUGUCUCAGAGAGAGAUGCUGUUUCGAGAAAAGGAAGCAGCUUUGCAGAAAAUUGGACAACUUGAGUCUGAGAUGACUGCACAAAAAGACUUGCUCAGUGCACAUGCUAUAAGUAGGGGGAGUGAACUAGAGAGUCAGAUGAUCAGCCUUAAGGAACAAGUUGACAUGGAGAGGGCAGAGAAAGAACAGCUUCAAAAGAUGGUAUAUGAACUUGAGAAACAGCUGACCAGUAGAGAAAACGUUUCUUGUUCUGAAAGGUCUGGUGAGAGCAGCACUGCAGAGGUCAGUGUUGAAAGUCUUCAGAGGCUGAAUCAAGAUUUAGUUCAUGUAUUAUCUCGGCAAAAGAUAGUAUUAGAAAAAAUGCAACAGAUUUUCUUUGCAGGACAGGCUUUGGAAGAGAUGACUAGUUCUGAGUCAGGUAAUCAGGACUUGGUUAGUCAGUCCCUUCCUGGUCUUUGGGAACAGAACUGUCAUUUGCUGAACUCUUUACGCAUGCAGCUGGGGGUUAUGGAAGAGAUUACAAAGCAAGAUGUGAUUCAGAUGAAUGAGAGUUGGACGCCUGUUGAGUUAACCAAAGAAUCAUUAGUAACUCAACCAAGCUUUGCUGAAUCUGACCAGGAUGGUGUAAAUCUUUUGACAAACAAUCAACAGUUGCUAGAGACAGUGAGGGCAAAGGAUGUGGAGAUUUUCAACCUGACAGAAUCUCUGACCAUCUCCAGACUGCAGAAUAAAGAGGUGGAGAAUGCUGUUGCAGCAGCAGCAGAUCGCCACCAAAGUUUAGUGCAACUUUUGUCUGAGCGAGAAUGUGAACUCCAGGCACUGAAGGAAGACAACAUUAGCUUGUUGUCUCUGUGUGAGGAGAUCAAGGCUAAACUAGGUAAUACUGAGUCCUCUGCCAACAGUUUGACUGAGAAGCUGCAAGAUGCAGAUAAGAAAAUGCAACAGUUAAAAGUUGAUCAGGCAUCUGUCAUUGAAUGCUCUACACAGUCUCUAAUAGAGGAAAAUAAACAGCUUAAGGAAUUUGCAGUGAAAGUAGAGGAUGAGUUGAGUGCAUUGCAAGAGAAGAUAACAAGGAUGGAAGCAGAACUGAAAGAAAAGGAAGAUAUUUUGUUGUGCCACCAGACGGGCAUCCAAGAGAUGAACAACAGAUUUGAGGAGCAAGCAAAAGCAUUAGUCAAAGAGAAGAAGAAGACAUCACAGCAGGAAGAUGUGAUGGUCUUGCUACGUGAGACUUUAAUUAAAAAAGACCAAGAGAUUGAGAUGCUAAAAUCACAGCUGCAUAAUUCCUUCAGAUUUCUCAGUCCUGAGCACCAGAAGAUUAUUAGGGAAGAACAAAGCCUAUUGCCGUCAAGUCCAAGGAUCAAUCUGCCAGCAUUGGAAUUUCCACAGAAGCCUGCAAUUGAGCUUAGAAAAGAUACUGAGGACACUGAAUUUAGUAAGGAGAAAGAAGAUAAGGCAGAGAUUGUGAAGGAUGUAACAUCUUAUGCAGUUGAAGAGGUAGACGAUGAUGAAGAGAUUUCCAUCCAGGCUGUGGAAGACAUGGCAUCCUUUGUACAAUCUGUGGAUGACCUCCGCUUACGCUUACAGGAAAAGGACCAGAUUAUAUCAGAUCUUCAACAGCAAAACUCAAGAUUCCUGCAGAUACUAGAUUCUCACUCUCUCACAGAGCACAGCAGCAAAGAUGCUGCUAGUGUCCACAAGCUGGAAAGUGAAGUGAAGGCACUAAAAUUGGAAAAGGAGCAGAUGAUGGCUGUGCUGAAUGAAAAAUCACGCGAGGCAAGUUCCCUCAAAGCAGAGGUAAUGAGGCUGAUGAACGUCAUCUCAGCAGAGAAGUCAGUAAUUGAAAAGCUCAAAAGAGACAAUCAGGAACUCUCAGUGAGCAGAGUUCAGCAGAAGGAUGACAUCCUAGAUGGCAUGCACAGAGAGGCCUUGCAGAACCUGUCCCGUCUCGUGCGUGACAGGGAGGUGGAGAUUGAGGCCCUCAAGCAGAAAAAUGAGACUCUUAUGGCUGUUCUCCAAGACCUAAAUCAGGGAGGAGGUACAGGUAGUGCUGAAGGUUCAAAUAUGGCUGCCAGUCUUGGUACACACCUUGCUGACAAGGAGAACCUUGAGAAACAGCUGGCAGCACUUCAGGCAGAGCGUGAACAAAUGGUGGCUUUUGUGAAUCAGAAACAUUCUGAGAGCUUAGCCUACCAUGCUGAAAUCCAGCGCCUCAUUGCCUUGCGGUCGGAGGAGAACCAGCACUCUGAGCAACUUCAGGCAGAGUAUGACAAACUCUGUCAACAGUUUGAGGAUAAAACUCAGUCCCUCUUAAAAGCCCAGAAUGAUAUCAUCAAUUAUCGCCAGAAGUGUGCAGAACUUGAAGUGAAGUAUGGAGAAAUGCUGCAAAAGUCAAAUGCCUCAGGAGCAGUGGAUUCUGCAACUUACCAUCUGGUGGAGGAAGAAAAGGACCGACUCGCCACAAAGCAAGAUGAACUUCGGCAUAUGCUGCAUGAGCGUGAUGAGAAGAUUCGGGCAGUGACACAGAAAGCUAAUGAACUGGAGAAUAGUCUUCUGACCCGAGACUCUGAGAACAAUGCUCUGAAGAAACAUGUAGACAGUCUCACUUUCCAGCUGCAGACCAUAGCUCACCAGAAGGAAGACAUAAUCAAAGAGAAGGAAACUCUGGAAGAGAAAAUGCAGCAGAGGGAGCAGGAGGUCAAGAUGCUCAAAGACAUAAAUGACCAUUUCACCCUAACAGUUCGAGAAAAAGAGUUUGAGGUGGCUUCUCUUCAGGAGAGGUUGCAAAAAAUGCUGGCACUGGCAUCAGAACAGCAGGGAGAGAAGACCCAGGUGGCACAGUUGCUGCAAGACCAAGAAGCAGCGGCUGCAGCAAUGGGACAUCUGCAGCAAGAGCGAGAUCAGCUGAUGCUUGCCUUGAAACAGCGGCAACAGGAUCUCAACACAGUGCAGACAGAGAACCUGCGAUUAAAAGAAAAAGAACAUAAGUUAGGUCGUGAGGUAGAGAGACUCCGUGGUCACCUCCUCCAAAUAGAGGAGGGUUACACACGUGAGGCUCUUGAGGCAGAGGAAAGAGAAAAAAAUCUACGCAACAGACUGGCUGCUGCUGAAGAGAAACUUUUGUCCUCCACACACGAUAUACAGAGGGCCAGCCAGCAGGCAUCACAGAGGGUGGAGAACUUGCAGCAGCAGCUGCAUGUCAUAGCCUCUCAACGGGAUGCAGCAUACAUGCAAGUGGCUGGUCUGCAGGACCAGUGCCAGCAGUACUCCACAUCACUUUCCAACCUCCAGCUUGUUCUAGAGCAGUUUCAGAGAGAAAAAGAAUCUCAGGUUGCCAUUGAGACAGAACAUUACCAGAAACAAGCUCAGCAACUGCGGGAAAAAGUGCAGGACCUGCAAACACAGCUUCAACAAACCAAGCUUGAUCUAGAGGAAGCCUCAGAUGGUCUUGCAGCUGCAUCAAGGCUUAGUGAACAGCUUGAUCUGAAAGAAGAGGUUAUUCAAACUUUAAAAGAAGAAGUGAAGCAAAGAGAAGAGGAACUGAAAAAGGCUGAAGAAGAUAUUAAUAAGCUCAGUUCAAGUACAGAUGCUAAAGUUGACAAAGUACUUAUGAAAAACCUGAUCCUGAGCUACUUUCAUACUCCAGACAAGAAUCGUAUGGAUGCCAUUCACUCGAUUGGGGGCCUACUGGGCUUCACACAAGAAGAGUUUAGAAAGAUUGAAGAGAGUCAGGGUCAAGGUGGCUGGGUGGCUAGCUUUCUAAAAAGAGCUCCUCGAUCACAUAGUACAACACCACCUUCUACACCUAUACAUAAGGCCAAAGAUCCUGGCCUCAGCCAGUCAUUUUCACAGUUGUUUGUCAACUUCUUGGAAAAAGAAUCUAGUCCACCUCCAGCCCCUAUUCGCCUGCCAGCAGAGGAGAUGGCACGGGAAGCACAGCAGCGUCACCUUGGUGACCCUCGCAGCAAGCCAGUGUUUAACCCUUUCACUGCUCCGCGACAUGUGUCCAUGCCUUUAUCAGUUGGACCUUAUGCAUCUACAUCAAUGUCACCCAAUUCACACCUGCUGAUGGCCCCACCUGGCUCCCCUACAUCAAGUUUUCCUGUGUUCACACCAUUCACAUUUUCUGAAGAGAGCAGACAAUCUGCCAGUCAGAGUAGCAGUGUUGGUGGAGUGAGCCGACCACCCCCCCAGACAUCCAGUACUAUUCUUAAGGAUGUCCUUGGAAGCAGAUGAUAACUUCUGGGGUCUUCAUUCUUUUUGUGUGUGCAUGUGUGUGAGAGAGAGCUCAUUCAUCUCUGUUUAAGUAUCUAUUUGCCACAACAGAGUUUGAUUUCAUAUUCAUAAUAUAUUACUGAUAACAAUACAUCUGGUAUUCAUUUCUCCAAGAAUGAAGUCUUUUGUAAACUGUGUACACGUGUGUGGGGAGGGAGCGUUUAAAAAAAAAAUGAUACUAGAUUUCUUCCCUUUCCCUCAUUCCCAAAGCACAACUACUUAAGACUCAGUAGAAAACAGUGUAAUAUUUUGUGGCUGGGAAAUGCAAGUGGCUUGGAGGUUGUGCUUUCUUAAAGGCAAGUAUUUAGCCUGCAUGAUACCUGUGAUCACAUGUGAUUUUCUUCCCUUUUCCUCAAGGGCAAAAUAUGGAAAUGCCUCCAGACAUCAUACAAGCAGAAGGGUGGGGAAAUGCACUUUUCACUGUAUUGUUUUACGUUGUUGUUUUUUAGUUCAGGGAUGAGUGCUUUCUGCAUUUUUUUCACAAAUCAUCUGCACUGCAGGCAUGAUAGGAGGCUUUAUUUUUUCCUGCCAAAAUAAUGUACAGCUACUGUUUGCAUUAAAAAAAAAACCAACCCUAUCUCUUACACUUAUUUGCGGUGGACUCGGUGCUUAUAAAUGCGUGUAUAAAAGUUGCAUUCAGCUUUGUAGUUUUGACCAAAAACCUUAAGUAUAUUUUUGCAAUAUGAGUCAUAAGAAAUAUUCUAUAAAAAGUAAUUUUUAAUGAAAGACUGUUAUUAAGUAUUCAAUCUUUUAUUAUGACACUAUAUUUAGGUUUAGUUCAGAACAGGAUUUUCUAUGACAUUUGCUCUGAAGUUUUGUUUACUAAAUUUUCAAGUGCAAUGGAUACAAUUCUGAUGUGUUUCUUUACAUUUUAUUCAUGGAUUUUGUUUGCCAAAUUCACAGCACCUGAGUGCACAUGAGAGAAAGAGUGUGUGUGUGCAUGGACAUUAAGGCAUGUAUGAGAGGGAGUGGUUGUGUUUGAAACAUUCAUAUACCAUCUUGCAUGUUUAAUGGGGUGCUCGUCUGCCUAUGUUCAUUCAUUUUGUUCAAGGAAGGAAUUAAGCUUUUUCAUAUUUCAGUCCAACAACACAUCCAAGGAUUUUUCAUACUGUUUGCCCAUGCCUGUCUAGAAAUCAUUUAACUAGCAUCUGCCUCUCACCAUUGUCUAGCGAACAAGUGUCUACCUCUCAGUAUUAUUUGUCUCGCCAGGCUGAGAGGUAACUUGAGACAUAAGCCAAGCAGAUGUAUGUCUUCAAAAAAAUUCUUGCAACAUACUUAAAAAAAAAAGGUCCUAUUUAAAAUAAAAAUGCAAACUUGUACAUAUGUACUGACAUAUUUGGGGAAUAAGCUGCAAGAUAUAUUGUAGGAAUGUGCAUUUGACAUGUUCUUUGUGGUAACAUAGUUGUAAAAAUGAAUUUGAAAAUCCACAUAAAUGUACCAUCUUGCAUGUUUUAUCUGGGGAACAAGAUUAUUUAUUAAAGACAUUUUGUGAAAGUGAC